Molecule: messenger RNA, 5184 nt
Organism: Closterium sp. NIES-65
Lineage: Eukaryota; Viridiplantae; Streptophyta; Zygnematophyceae; Desmidiales; Closteriaceae
Source: the annotation of a GenBank genome assembly
AUGCGAUACCUUAAGUCGUCGGCGCUGCAGAUCUGGUUACUGGGUUACGAAUUCCCCGAGACUGUCAUGGUGUUUCUGCUGGGCGGCGGAGUCGGCGGGGAAGGCGGCGGAAGCGGCGGAGCGGUGCACGUGGUGUGCAGCCAGAAGAAGGCACAGCAUCUGGAGGCCGUCAGGCGCGUGUGCGCGGAGAAAUCCGGCGGAGUGGAGAUGGUGCUGCACCCCAAGCCUCGCAGCGAGGACGGGUCCUCCCAGAUGGCGCAGGUCAUCGACGCCAUCCGAGCCUCCGGCGCAGGUUUGGCAGGCGGAGGUCCGGUGCGGCUGGGCGUGCUGGCAAAGGAGGCUCCGGAGGGGGCGAUUAUGGAGAAAUGGGCGGCGGCAGUGGAGGCAGCAGCGGGUGGGGGCGAGGGCGGGGAGAGUGGUGGAGAGGGGUUGGAGACGGUGGAUGUGGGGCCGGCGCUGGGGGAUGUUCUGGCGGUUAAGGAUGAGGGCGAGGUGAUCAAUAUCAAGAAAGCCGCAUUUCUUAGCGCGCAGGCGCUCAAGGCGUUCGUGGUGCCCAAGAUGGAGGUGUUGAUAGACGAGGAGCGUAGCAUGACGCACUUGCCUCCCCUCAUGCUUCUCCAUCCCCACCUUCCUCCCGCCCCUCCCCUUUCAGGCCUUUGUGGUGCCCAAGAUGGAGGUGCUGAUAGACAAGGAGUGCAGCAUGACACACUUGGCUUUCCUCAUUCCCCUCGCUCUCCUCCUUCCCCUCCUUCUCCCCUCCUUCCCCGGCCAUGUCUCACUUUCUCUCCCCAACCUCAGGCGUUCGUGGUGCCCAAGAUGGAGGUGCUGAUCGACGAAGAGCGCAGCAUGACGCACGCGGAGCUGAUGGAGCAGACAGAGGAGGUCAUCACCGACCCCGCCAAGAUCAAAGUCAAGCUCAAGCCCGACAACUGUGACAUCUGCUACCCGCCCGUCUUCCAGGUACAUCUGCUACCCGCCCGUCUUCCAGUCUUCUUCUAUUCAACCAUCUCCAUCCCACCCACCUCUCCAUCCCACCCACCUCUCCAUCCCACCCACCUCUCCAUCCCACCCACCUCUCCAUCCCACCCACCUCUCCAUCCCACCCACCUCUCCAUCCCACCCACCUCUCCAUCCCACCCACCUCUCCAUCCCACCCACCUCUCCAUCCCACCCACCUCUCCAUCCCACCCACCUCUCCAUCCCACCCACCUCUCCAUCCCACCUUUCCUUUCCUCCUCUCCAUCGCUCCUCUCCAUCGCUCCUCUCCAUCCCCUCUCCAUCCCCUCUCUCCACCCCUUCUCUCCUUGCAUCCCUCCCCUCUCACUCCGUCCACACCUCCACAAACCCCUCGCCGUUCAGAGCGGAGGGCAGUACGACCUGAGGGCGUCAGCAGCGAGCAGAGACGACCCGCUGUGUUAUGACUUCAUGGGUGUCAUCAUCUGCGCCAUCACCUCUCUCCAUCCCUUCCUCUUCCCUUCACCCCUCCCCUGUGUUCUCUUGUCUUGUUCAGAGCGGGGACCAGUACGACCUGAGGGCGUCAGCAGUGAGCAGAGACAAUUCAUUUGUGACACUACUCCAUGGGCGUCAUCAUCUGCACCAUCCUAUCUCACCCUUUCCCUCUCUUCCGCCCACCCCCAUCCCUCCCCUGUGCUUUUCCCUCGGCAGAGUGGAGGGCAAUAUGACUUGCGAGCGUCAGCAGUGAGCAGCGACGACCCUCUCUGCUACGAUUCCAUGGGCGUCAUCAUCUGUGCCAUCGGCGCCAGAUACGCCUCCUACUGCUCCAAUGUGGCGCGCACCUACCUGAUUGAUGCUACCAAGGCACAGGAGAAAGCGUACCAGGUAUUGCUGAGGGCACAGGAAGCAGCGAUUGCAGCGAUCAAGCCGGGGGUACGGCUGGGCGAUGUGUACCGUGCUGCAGUGGCGGUGGUGGAGAGGGAAGCUCCAGAGCUGGUGCCUCAUCUCACCAAACACGCCGGCACUGGCAUAGGCAUCGAGUUCCGAGAAGCCGAGUUCCGCGAAGCUGGUCUGACCCUGAACGCCAAGAACGAGCGGACGGUGAAAUCGGGCAUGGCGUUCAACGUGGUGCUGGGCUUGCACGGCCUCACCAAUCCGGAGGCCGGGGGAGGGGAGGAGGGGGCCGAAGCGAACGGAAACGCUGAGGGCGCUGGAGGCAAGGAGGGGGGGAAGGAGGGGAAGGGGGGCAGUGCAAAGCUGAGGAAGUAUGCGCUACUGGUGGCUGAUACAGUGACGGUGAGGGCCGCUGCUGACAAGGACCGCUGGGUGGACGUCGCCACUGCCUCUGCUUCUAAGUCAUUUGCCGACGUUGCCUACUCGCUCAAGGUGUGCUCGCUGUGUGGGAUCCUUCAAGGUGCGCUGCUGCUGGUGGCGGAUACGGUGGCGGUGAGGGCCUCUGCUGACAAGGACCGCUGGGUGGACGUCGCCACUGCCUCUGCUUCUAAGUCAUUUGCCGACGUUGCCUACUCGCUCAAGGUGUGCUCGCUGUGUGGGAUCCUUCAAGGUGCGCUGCUGCUGGUGGCGGAUACGGUGGCGGUGAGGGCCUCUGCUGACAAGGACCGCUGGGUGGACGUCGCCACUGCCUCUGCUUCUAAGUCAUUUGCCGACGUUGCCUACUCGCUCAAGGUGUGCUCGCUGUGUGGGAUCCUUCAAGGUGCGCUGCUGCUGGUGGCGGAUACGGUGGCGGUGAGGGCCUCUGCUGACAAGGACCGCUGGGUGGACGUCGCCACUGCCUCUGCCUCCAAGUCAUUCGCCGACGUUGCCUACUCUCUCAAGGUGAGGUCCCCUUACUCCCUAAAGGUGUGCUUGGUAUGUGGGAUGAAGGGGGAAUGCAAGGUCAAUGCGGACACGGUGACGGUGAGGGCCUCUGCUGACAAGGACCGCUGGGUGGACGUCGCCACUGCCUCUGCCUCCAAGUCAUUCGCCGACGUUGCCUACUCGCUCAAGGGGGAAGACGAGGAGGAGGAGGACACGGACAAGGGCAAGCGACCGGCAGAAGCAGCAGGGGCUGGAGAACCGGCUGUAUUCGCCCGGGCUCACCUGCGGUCGGAGAACCAGGAGGCCACAAAAGAGGAGCUGCGGCGGCAGCACCAGGCGGAGCUGGCGAAGCAGAAGAUCGAAGAGACGGCCCGGCGCCUGGCUGCUGGGGGGCUGGGCGCACGCGAGGGCGAGGGGGCUAAGAGGCAGACGGGCGACCUGGUGUCGUACGGGGAUGUGGACGAAAUUCCUCUGGCCAUGAAGGACUAUAAGAUCCAGGUGGAUCAGCGGCACGAGUCGGUGCUACUCCCCAUAUACGGGCUGCUCGUGCCGUUCCAUGUGUGCAUGAUCCGCAACGUCACCAGCCAGCAGGACGGAGGGCACAUCUACAUCCGCAUCAUCUUCAACGUGCCCGGCGCAGGGUUCAACGCUGCCGACCUGCCCAUGCAGAAAUUUCCGGACAGCAUCUUUAUCAAGGAGCUUUCCUUCAAGUCUACGGAUUCCCGGCAUGCCAACCAAGUGGUGCAACUGAUCAAGACCAUGAGCAAGCACGUGCGGCAGCGGGAGUCGGAGCGCGCUGAGAGAGCGACACUUGUCACGCAGGAGAAGCUCCAGCUCAGCAAGGGCCGCCCGCCCCGCCUGCCGGACCUCUGGAUCCGACCUUCCUUCGGCGGAAAGGGGCGAAAACUCACCGGGUCGCUGGAGGCUCAUCUGAACGGGUUCCGCUAUUCCACUGCCAAGCCGGACGAGAGGGUGGAGGUGAUGUACGGCAACAUCAAGCACGCCUUCUUCCAGCCCGCUGAGAACGAGAUGAUCACCCUCCUGCACUUCCACCUACACAACCCCAUCAUGGUCGGCAAGAAAAAGACAAAAGACGUGCAGUUCUUCGCCGAGGUCAUGGAGGUGGUCCAAACCGUGGGCGGCUCUCGCCGCUCAGCUUACGACCCCGAUGAAAUCGAGGAGGAGCAGAGGGAGCGGGAGCGGCGGAGCAAGAUCAACCGGGAGUUCAAAUCCUUUGUCAGCGCGGUGCAUUCUCUCUGGGAGAAGGACCGCGAGCUCGCUCGUCUCGACCUCGAAUUCGACGUGCCGUUCCGGGAAUUAGGGUUUCACGGCGUGCCGCACAAGUCGUCCGCGUUCAUUGUACCGACAGUGAACUGCCUCGUGGAGCUGAUAGAGGUGCCCUUCCUGGUGGUCACUCUGAACGAGGUCGAGAUUGUGAAUCUAGAGCGCGUGGGUCUCGGGCAGAAGACAUUCGACAUGGCGAUUGUGUUCAAGGAUUUCAAGCGGGAUGUGCUGCGGAUUGAUGCGAUCCCGAGCACAUCGCUCGACUCGGUGAAAGAAUGGCUGAAUUCGAUGAACAUCAAGUACUAUGAGUCGCGGCUGAAUCUCAGCUGGAAGGCUAUUCUGCAGAAUAUUAUGAGCGAUCCCGAGGCUUUUCUGGCGGACGGUGGGUGGGAGUUUCUGAAUCUCGAGGCGUCGGAUAGCGAGGGGGAGGAGUCGGAGGAAUCGCAGGCGUACGAGCCGUCGGAUCUGGAGGAGGCUGCAUCCGACGAUGACGAUGACGAGAGCGAGGAUGAUGAGAGUGUGGUGGAUAGUGAGGAGGAGGAGGGGGAGGAGGAGGAAGAGGAGGAGGAGGAGGGCCCGACUUGGGAUGAGCUCGAGGCGAAGGCUUUACGGGAGGAUCGGGAGAAGGGGGAGGAGACGACCAAAGUACUGACACUUAGCGCAGAUACUGAAGCUGCCUUUGUGUGUUGCGCUCCCUGUGCCACCUCAUGUCACACUCCUGCCACCUUGGACAGAGGAGGGGGUUCAGAUGGGGGAGUGUCGUGGGGGCUUCCCCCUCCCUGCGCCCUGCUCCCCCCUCCUUCUGCCCUGCUUCCCCCCUCCCUCUGCCCUGCUUCCCCCUCCCUUCGCCAAGCUUCCCUCCCUUCGCCCUCCCUGUUUCUCCCUCCCUCCCACCCUGCUUCCCCCCCCCUCCCUCCACCCUGCCCCCCCUCCUCCACCCUGCUUUCCCCUCCCUCCGCCGCUUCCCCCUCCCUCUUCCUUUCCCCUCCCACCUCCCUGCUUCCCCCCUCCUUCCUCCCCGCUUCCCCCCUCCCUCCUCCCUGCUUCCCCCCUCCCACCGCCCUGCUUCCCCCUCCCUCUGCCCAACUUCCCCCUCCCUAUGCCCUGCUUCCCCCCUCCCUCCGUUAA